UUCGAUAAGAUUGCCAUGGGAUGACAUGAAAACCCUCUAUGGCAUAACGAAACGAUGGAUUGAAACACAUUGCAAUUUAAUUGUUAAAGUCUUUUUCCUCUCUCCAUACUGUGACCUUUCGUCACAAAGGAAACACGAAGCACGCGUUACACCCCUUGACAUGUCAUUUGCUUGGCAGAAAUUUAGGUUUCCUUGUGAAAUGCGAAUGCUGCGGUACGUCAUAGUCAUGUGGGGAUCUGUAAGCUUGCCAUAGUGUGGGCGAUUAGGUCCGACGAAGCUAAUGCUAACUGUUAC
Molecule: messenger RNA, 294 nt
Organism: Umbelopsis ramanniana AG
Lineage: Eukaryota; Fungi; Mucoromycota; Umbelopsidomycetes; Umbelopsidales; Umbelopsidaceae
Exons: 1
Coding region: 26-253 (75 amino acids)
Source: RefSeq, a predicted model, not a curated record